This is a messenger RNA of Sardina pilchardus (European sardine), 4110 nucleotides long. RefSeq names its product NACHT, LRR and PYD domains-containing protein 3-like. Gene Ontology annotation, biological process: intracellular signal transduction. NCBI's taxonomy places the organism in Eukaryota, Metazoa, Chordata, Actinopteri, Clupeiformes, Clupeidae. The record is from RefSeq and is a predicted model, not a curated record. The transcript is spliced from 9 exons. Gene Ontology annotation, molecular function: protein binding. Bases 476 to 3646 code for a protein of 1056 amino acids.
CUGUGCGCUGAGUUUUUUUGGGUUAGUUGAGAGAGGUUGAUAUCAGAAACAUGCGCUUCUGUGAGCUAUAGUCAUAAAUCUCCUUUAUAGAGUUCCAUAGUCUGGUCAGUUUAUUUUAUAUAAAUGUGGCAUUUCCGCAUCUUUUACACUGAAAAUCAACUCUCUGUGACCUUCAGGAGCCGAGAUACAGAAUUCCAGGUAUAAGAACUGGGCAUGGCCAUAUCAAAGCCUUUCCCCACCUAAUUGUUUAGGCUCCUUGCAUGUUUUUCUUAAUUGGGCCCAAAUUAACAGAAAACAUUGGUUCAAAUGUUAGUCAUGAUUUGCAGCCCCAAACUGACCAGACUACAACAGUCCCACCUCUCCUCUGAGAGAGUUUAGUUUCCGGAAGUAAGCUUCCCAUUCAUUUCGCCAAUCAACAUCUGAAAAAUCCGUAUAGAAGGAGUUUUAGACCAUGCCGCCCUUAGGCUAGCAUGAAAUGUGCUACAAAAAUAAAGAUUGCUAUCAUCAUCAUCAUCAUCAUAUCUUCUGCAAGUCUAGAGAUACUUUCCUCAGUGCUGCAAGGAUGAGUGCCUCUCAGGAAAGACAGGAGGCUGCCAACAGACAAACAGACAGAACUGCACUCAGACAUUCUAAAAGAUCAAAAACACACAGACCAGAUUCUCCAGGGUCCAGCCAUGCAUCUAUGAAGAGUGAGAGGUCCAUGUAUGAUCCACUCAAUUUCAAUGGAGCACAGUCUGAACCUGGAUCAAAAACACACAGACCAGAUUCUACAGGGUCCAGCCAUGCAUCUAUGAAGAGUGAGAGGUCCAUGUAUGAUCCACUCAAUUUCAAUGGAGCACAGUCUGAAUCCGGGCCAAAACCAUAUCGCCCAGUCUGUCCAGGAUCCAGCUCCAUUGGUGAUCGACCCAACUUCAGCAAUGAUGGGACCCUGAGGAGCGUUAUAAGGAAACAUAAAGCCAGUCUAAAGAGAAAAUUUGAGAACAUAUCUGAAGGCCUCAUCAAAUCAGGUUCUGAUACACUCCUGAGUAAGGUCUACACAGAACUCUACAUCACUGAGGGAGAAUGUGAAGGGAUUAAUAAGGAACAUGAGGUUUGGCAGGUUGAGUCAACAUCCAAAGCACAAACCACAGAUGACACACCGAUAAAAUGCAAUGACAUCUUCAAGCCCUUACUUGGUCAGGAGAAGCACAUCAGAACUGUGAUGACCAAAGGUGUUGCUGGAAUUGGGAAAACAGUCUCCGUGCAGAAGUUCAUUCUUGAUUGGAUAGAUGGGGUGGCCAAUCAGGAUGUGGAUUUUAUGUUUCCCCUUCCUUUCCGUGAGUUGAAUUUGGUCAAGGAUUAUCAAUAUAGUCUUCACAGCCUCCUACUUGACUUCCACCCUGAGCUGAAGGAUCUGAAGGAUGGUGAAGAAUACAAAAGUUGUCGCGUUGUGUUCAUUUUUGAUGGGUUGGAUGAAAGUCGAUUACCUCUGAAUUUCGAAGCCAAUGUCAAGCCGAUAUUUGUAACGCAAACAUCAUCAGUUGAUAUUAUGAUGACAAGCCUCAUAAAGGGAUCUUUGCUGCCCUCUGCACACAUCUGGAUAACAUCACGGCCAGCUGCAGCCAGUCAAAUCCCUACUCAGUACAUCAACCAGGUGACAGAAGUACGAGGAUUCAAUGAUCCUCAGAAGGAAGAAUAUUUCAGGAAGAGAAUCAGUGAUGACCGUCAGGCCAAGACAAUCAUUUCACACAUAAAGUCAUCCAGAAGUCUUUACAUCAUGUGCCACAUUCCAGUCUUCUGUUGGAUUGCAGCAACUGUUCUUCAGCAGAUGCUGACAAGGAAAAAGACCACAGAUAUCCCCAAGACUCUGACUGAGAUGUUUAUACAGUUUCUACUCAUCCAGACCAUCCAAAAAGACCAGAAGUUUGAAUUAAGACAUGAAACAGACACAAAACGCCUCUUGAAAUCACAGAAAGAAGAAAUACUGAAGAUGGCAGAACUGGCUUUUAAGAACCUACAGGAAGGAAAUCUCAUAUUUUAUGAGGAAGACCUGAGAAAGUGUGACAUUGAUGUCAUUGCAGCAUCAGUGUACUCUGGGAUGUGCACUGAGAUCUUCAAGGAAGAUGUGUUUCACCAGAAGAAGGUGUACAGUUUUGUGCAUCUGAGCAUUCAGGAGUUUUUGGCAGCUCUGUUUGUGUUUAACUCUUAUGUGACUCAAAACCUGGAGCCCCUAAAAUACAUCCUUGGUGAGGAACAGAGAAAUGGCCCCGAGCCAUCUCAUCAAUCAGUGCAGAACUUAAAACCGCCAGAUCUACAUGUGUUGAUUAACAGGGCAGUGGAUGAGGCUUUGAAGAGCAGGAAUGGACAUUUGGACCUUUUCCUUCGCUUCCUAACAGGCAUUUCUCUGGAGAGCAAUCAGAGACUGCUGCAGGGCUUACUGACACAAAAAUACAGCACCUCCAAUAGCAUCAAGCAAACAUGUCAGUACAUUAAGAACCUCAACAGAGAAGAUCUCUGUCCUGAGAGAUGCAUCAAUCUUUUCCACUGCUUAUUGGAAAUGAAUGAUCAUUCCAUGCAAAAGGAAAUUCAAAAAUACCUGAAAUCACGUAAAGGUGCCAAUCGAGAAUUGUCUCCAGCUCAGUGCUCAGCACUGGCUCACAUGCUGGUGAUGUCUGAAGAGGAGCUGGACGAGUUUGACCUCCAAGCGUACAACACAUCAAUCGAAGGACGCAGGAGACUGAUCCCAGCUGUGAGGCACUUCAAAAAGGCACGACUCGCUGGCUUUCCACUCAGUGAAACAACCUGUGGAAUUGUAGCCUCAGUUCUACAGUCACCAAACUCUCUGAAUGAGUUGGACCUGACUGACUGUGAAGUGAAAGAUUAUGGACUUCGAAUUCUCUCCACAGGACUCUCUAGUUCCCACUGCAAACUGCAGACAUUAAGGCUGCCUGGUUGUUGCAUCUCUGAGAAAGGUUGUACUGCUCUAGCUUUAGCUCUGACUUCAAACACCUCCCAAAUAAAAAAGCUGGAUCUGAGUUUUAAUCAUCCCGGAGAAGGACUGAAAAUGUUUCCUAAAAAACUGACACUUCAUGCUGAAUACUGUGAAGAAAUCAGAUUGAGAAGAGGAGUGUGGAAAUAUGCCUGUGAUCUCACCCUGGACCCAAACACGGCACACAAAAGACUCUCAAUCUCUGAGUGCAACAGAGAGGUUACAUUUGUGGGAAAGGAUCAGCAGUAUCCCGACCACCCAGAGAGAUUUCGCUUUGCGUCUCAGGUACUGUGUAGCCAGGGUCUGAGUGGACAGUGCUACUGGGAGGUCCAGUGGAGUGGGGUCGGGGCUCAUAUAGCUGUGGCCUAUAAAAGCAUCCAGAGGAAAAGCGUGCGUACAGCCAACAACCUGGGACAUGAUCACAGAUCCUGGAAUUUGGCCUGCCAUCCUGGCAAUUACUCUGCCUGUCACAAUGGUAAACACACUGACAUAUCCAUCCCGUGUGCACCCUCUAGAAGAGUUGGGGUGCAUCUGAACGAGAAGGCUGGUAUUCUGUCCUUCUAUUCUGUUUCCUCUGACACACUCACCCUCCUGCACACGUUCCACUCCACAUUCACUGAGCCCCUCUAUCCAGCAUUUAAGCUUCUGUCUAAAGGCUCCUCUGUGUCCCUUGUGUAAUCCUGUAUGUACAACUGCCAAUGAAGAUAACUGUGCAGCGCACCCAGUAUCUUGAACCUGGCUUUAAAGUGGUGAUAGUAUCUUGAUUAUUCUAAGGAGGAACUUUCGGUCAGGAUAUCAAAUAUCUAAAUUGGUCUGGUAUUGUGUUAGAAAUUUAAACCAGCCCACCUUGAAGACUCAGUAGAAGAGUAUGGGGCAAUUGAGAGUGUCAUAGUAAAGAACUUACAAAUCUGAACUAUACUAAUACUAAAUCCAGUCUGCACUGUUUACAUUAAUGACUUGAGCACUGUUUACAUUUAUGACUUGAAAUAGUUGAUUUAUCUGCAGCCGUUACAGAUCCCCUUUGGCAAAGAACACGUUGUUAACCUUGUUGCCCAUGUUCACUGGGUGCUUGUCAUAUGUUUGUCAUUCUGAUGUGUCUUGUCAUGUGCGGAAUAAACAGCAAAUGUGGCUGAGUAGCUCUG